Molecule: messenger RNA, 976 nt
Organism: Bubalus bubalis (water buffalo)
Lineage: Eukaryota; Metazoa; Chordata; Mammalia; Artiodactyla; Bovidae
Gene: MRPL36
Product: mitochondrial ribosomal protein L36
Exons: 3
Coding region: 223-525 (100 amino acids)
Biological process (GO): translation; ribosome biogenesis
Cellular component (GO): ribosome; mitochondrial large ribosomal subunit
Molecular function (GO): structural constituent of ribosome
Source: RefSeq, a predicted model, not a curated record
GCAGGGGGGGCGCGCGUGCGCGGUGCGGCCGGCGGGCGCGGCGGAGGAGGGGCUCGGCCGGGCACCGCCACGUGACCCCGCCGCCAUCUUCCUUCCUGGCGGACACUCCGAACGGCGGCGUCCCCGUCCCACUGCGCAGGCGCGGCCCAGGGCGCAGGCGCACGAGCUGGGGACGCGCGCCGCAGUCGAGCCGGGCGCGGUCUUUCCAGGUCCAGCCACGACAUGGCCACCGCCCUCCUAAGGAGAGUGGCCUCCGCCGUGGGCCCGCUGCUGCAGCUGGGGGGCCGCCCGCUUUCCGCGCUCGCGCAGGGCCCCCCGCGCGCCGGCCCUGCCGCUCACAGGCCCCCCGGCCUGGUCGCCGCGCUCCUCGCCGCGCGCCCGGCGCUCGGCCUGCAGCCCGCCCUGGGCUUCAAGACCAAGGGCGUCCUCAAGAAGCGCUGCAAGGGCUGCUACCUGGUGAAGAGGCGCGGGCGCUGGUUCAUCUACUGCAAGACCAACCCAAAGCACAAGCAGAGACAGAUGUAGAAGCCCUGCCCGGGAGACGGUGCUGCGUACGGAGAGGACAGUGGCACGUGAACACCCUGCAGCGUUCCAACGCGCAGACCCCCUGCGGCCUGGCCUGCGGCUCACCUCCUUGUGGCCCGGGAUCCGACCAAGGCAGAGCCCCACCUGGGACCGGGGCCCUCCUACCUCCAGUGUGAACUCAGCUGUGUUGGUGCUCUGGCGGGCAGAUGGGCGUCCGGUGGAGGGAAAGCUGGCUUUGUCCAGUCAGAGGGCAUGUUCUUCCAAGGCUGCCCUGUCUCUGUUCAGCCACACCCGCGCUGCAGCCUGUGGAUUCAGAUUCAUGUCCUCAGCAUUCCUGCCUCCAGGGUGAGCCGGGGAGGGCUGGAUAGCCAUCUGUAGGUCGCAGAAGAGUGAACUCGUUUAUACCUAUAUAAAUGUAUUUUGGACAUUGAUUAAAUCGUUUACCAUCCUU